Achroia grisella is the source of this 3423-nucleotide messenger RNA. RefSeq names its product coiled-coil domain-containing protein 93 (gene fidipidine). Bases 442 to 2244 code for a protein of 600 amino acids. Gene Ontology annotation, biological process: Golgi to plasma membrane transport. The transcript has 11 exons. The record is from RefSeq and is a predicted model, not a curated record. Lineage: Eukaryota; Metazoa; Arthropoda; Insecta; Lepidoptera; Pyralidae.
GAUAAAUUGAUCAAUAUAUAUGAUAAAAUGGAGAUCCCGCGCUCCAUCCAGAAUCUAUUGAAGAACCCAGAAACUUACAAACCCAUUUUUGAGUACGUUAUAUCAACUUUUCAAGAUUUGUAACUUCUGAAGACAAUUAUUGGAAAAAAAAAUUAUAUAAGAAAAUAUCACUGUAGACAAUGGCUGUAUGGGCUGAGUCCUUUUGCCUUUCCCUAUAAAGGGAAUAACCGAACCAAAAAAAAAAAUCAUAAUACUCUGUGCUGUAGUAAGACCUCUGUCGCCGAUUGAUUGUUUGUUUUCAUCGAAAUAAUGUAAUUUGAUAACAUAAAAAUUUUAUCCCUGCAUAAUUUGGUAAAAAAUUAAAAAGAUCUGCCCAACUAAAUGCAUGUCCUAUUCGAAUUUUCUUGUUUAUAAUUUCAUACGUUAUUCGUUCUUAUAAAAAUGGCAACGAAGAAAAAAAACAUAUUCACAAGAAGCAAACCUUUGAUGAACAUUUAUAGCUCAAUAGAUCAUGAAGGAAAAGAGGUUGAAGUCAGAGAAGAUGCCGAGCAAUUAGUGAAAUGGCAUGAAAUAUCGGAUGCGCUGGUGGCUGCUGGUUAUUACCGUGCCCAACUCCAAGGUCUGUCACCUUUUGACAAGAUAGUGGGAGGAUUAACUUGGUGCAUCGAACUAUGCGAUAUAGAUGUGGAUGUUAGUCUUUUAUUUGAAGAAAACCUUACAAUAGGAAAAAAGAUAGCAUUAACUGAGAAAAUUGUUAAAGUUUUACCAACAAUGAAGUGUCCACAUGUAAUUGAACCUCAUCAAAUACAGGGUUUGGAUUUUAUUAAUAUAUUUCCAUUGAUUUUGUGGUUGAUAAAGUAUUCCAGUGAAUUCAGGGAAGCUAAGGAAGAUGAGCUACGGAAAUUUGCUGUAAUGCAGUAUGAAAAGAAUUACAUGUUUGAAUCUGAUAGAGCACUGUUUCUUCAGAAGGAAAAGUUGUUAAAAAAUCUAGCUAUUGUUCAGUGUUAUGUUAACAAGAUUGUUAAAAUAUAUCAUCAUCUGUAUAAGCCUUGUAGAGUGCGUAAACGUAAGGGUGGUUUGCCAGUUAAUGAGUUGGAACAAGUGAAUUCUACACUUUCGGAAUAUGAUCAACGGAUGUUAAUGCAUGUGUCUACAAAUAAAGACACAACCAAGAAUGAUGAAGGACUUGAUUUCUUAUAUGAUUACGAAAAAACUUUGGCCGAUCCAUCUGAAACUACAACAAAGACAGAUAAGUAUACUAAUAUACAAGAGAGUCAAGAUGCAGCGGAAACAAAAAUACACUAUGCAGUAUUACAAUCUGAACUCACUGGGGAAGUUUCUAAGGAACUCGAAAUGAAUGAAAGGAUAAAAUAUUCUGAGGAUAUUGAGAGGCUCACUGAAGCUAUAGACAGAAUGGAAAAAGAGGCAGAAGAUUGCAAGAAAGGUCAUGUUGAUAGAAUAGAGUUGGCAAAAAAUAACUACUCUAGUAUGGUGGAAAAAUUACGCAGAAUUACAAAUAAAUUAAUGAAAUCUGAUGACAAUAGUGAUAAAAAUGUUAAGAAAUUUUAUAAAUCUCUUAAAGAAUUGGCACAGGAGAGAAAUGAACUUCUUCAGAUUAUACAACACAGGGAGAAGGAACGUAAGAGAUUGGAAGAGGAACUAAGGCUAGCACGGGAUCCAAAUACUGUGGUAGAGGACAAACCGUUAACUCCUGAAGAGUUAAAAGAGUUCCAGGAAAGAGAGGAGAAAUUAAAAUCUUUUAUCACAAAUAUGAGGUUAGAGCUUGCAAAAUUAAAUCGGGAAGUUUUGAGAUAUUCUCUAAAUAUAGAUGAAGUACCAGGAACUGCAGAACUUUUACAAUAUGAGAAAAGAUUCAUGGAACUUUACAACCAAGUGGCUUCGAAGCACAGAGAAACAAAACAGUAUUAUAUAUUUUAUAAUACCUUGUAUGAAGUGAAGUUGUAUACAUCAAAAGAGUUAAGUUUGCUUAAUUCUAUAUUGGAUAAUUACGACGAAGCAAUGUCUUCAACUCGAAAAAGAGAAGAGUUUAUGACGCAGUUCGAGUCUAUCGUUGAUUGGGUGAAUCAGACUGUGAGGAAAGUGGAAGACAAAUAUAAAAGUGAAAAAGAUCGAAAAGCCGUUCUUCAUAACGAGUAUUCACGAUUACUUGAGAUUCAAAGGCAAUAUGCAGCUGCUCUAAAAAAACUAGCGGAAGAAAGGCAAAAGAUUAGCAGAAAUAGUUGAUCUCUUGAAAAAUUAACAGUAUCAGAAUAGUAAGGCACGGAAUGGUGCGUUUAUCUUAUAUCGAUAUGGUAUAUAUCACUGUCAAAAUAUCCUGGUGUUAUUGUUUCUGAUUAAAAUAAUUAGCCAAUUUUAAUUUAAAUUUGACUUUUGUUAGGGAAAACAAUUUAUUCUGUUUUUUAGUCAAAAGUACUUUAUUAAGGUGACAUCUUAUUAUCGCAGUAAUAAACGCUUUCACGCAAAAAUUACUGAACGGAUUUUGAAGAAACUACAGUAAUAUAGCUUAUUCGUCAGAAUAAGUCAUGGCCUAUAAAUAAAAAGAUAUGUAAAUUGGGCAAAAUAUAAUGAAAAAUUUUGAAUAGAAGUUGCGCGGAUCAGCUAGCAAUAUAUAAAAGUGACAGUAUGACUAGUAUAUCCAGGUUCGGAGUACCUCUUUAUGAUUUAUGGUGUAAUGUUGUUUUAUGGUGAAUAAUGUCAUUGUGAAUUAACACAUUGGCAGUAUUUGGUGGAAUUGGGCAAUUGGGAAGAUAUUGUUGAAUUUUUGUCAGUUUCUAACAUUCGCUCUUAUUUAAAAAAUAACAAUGAUAUAUCUGUGUAAUAUGAUUUAUUGUGUGCGUCUUAGAAAGAACGCAAUGGUUCGCGAUAUUGUGACGGCGUGUGGCCAUUUACUUUUUACAAAUUAUAACUGCUAACUUAAGCUGUUAAUGAAUAACUUUUUAACCAACAAUACCUAACCAUGCAGUGCCUAGGGCCUUUUCUAAUAUGUUAAUACAAAAUACCUCAUUGUCCGCAGUGUGAUUAGCACUCGGCAAACUGCCAUGAAACAUGAAUGUGCUGUCUUGGUUUUAUGAGAUAGCCACUACACUCUUUGAUAUAAGAGGUGUAAUUCCUUACCUUACAUCACUUUUUUAAAUACACAUCAGCAAAAUUAUUAAUUGUUCUAUCUUUUCUAAUUCAUAUGUCCAAAUCGGAGUUCGUCGAAUUCUACUUAUCAGAAUAAUGAUAUUAGAGACUAGAUUUUCCUACUUUUAUAUUCUUUUUAGAACAAAUAUAUUAUAAGUUAUCGAAUUGUUACAUAAUAUUAUGUUAUAUAUAAUAGUAAGACUGAAAUAGCUUUUAUAUUUUGUUUAUGCAACGUUGUAUUAUAAAAUAUAAUAUAUUUAACCACAAGUAACCUAUUCU